Molecule: messenger RNA, 304 nt
Organism: Eimeria tenella
Lineage: Eukaryota; Apicomplexa; Conoidasida; Eucoccidiorida; Eimeriidae
Product: DEAD/DEAH box helicase, putative
Exons: 3
Biological process (GO): double-strand break repair via homologous recombination
Cellular component (GO): chromosome; cytoplasm; nucleus
Molecular function (GO): four-way junction helicase activity; 3'-5' DNA helicase activity
Source: RefSeq, a predicted model, not a curated record
GGGGAGAGGCCUUUUGCACGGGAAGCUUGAAGCGGAAAAAGGAGAAGAAGUGCAAAAAGAAUGGGUGAUGAAUAAGUUCAAAGUAAUUGUAGCAACUCUUGCCUUUGGAAUGGGGGUUAAUAAAAAAGAUGUUCGUUUUGUAAUUCACACAGCAAUGCCAAAGUCUCUGGAAAACUUCUACCAGGAGUCUGGGCGGGCCGGGCGAGACGGCGAAGAAGCUCAUUGUCUUCUUCUUUACGACUACCACGACAAACAGCGCCAGAGCUUUUUAAUGCAAAACAACAGGUGCGGACUUUUCAUUUAA